GUGCACUACAAGAUCCAAGAAACAUGAAGACCCCGACCCUCCUGUGUCUCUGUUUCUUAAGUUUCAGAUACAGUUUGGCAGCCAGCUCUGUGGAAGAUGUGUACGAAUAUCUGUGGGAGAAGAAUAAAGACAUCGCCAAUAAGACCCUCGGGACUGACUUCCUGAUACAGAUGCAGAACGGCAGCCUUCAGGCGGAGCGAUACGUCAACUUCACCAUACAGGACAUCGGCUAUCUACUGAAAGUGACCAGAAUGCUGAAGAGAUUGAGUGGAAAAGAAACUCAGCCCGCUGAACUCAGGGACUUCAUGAAAGGCAGAUACUCAAGCUACAAAAGCUUUGCAGACUUCAUGCUCAAACAAUAUUUUUUCAAGGGUGAGCCUCCCAUCCAGCAGACUCCAGCUAUGAGGAAGUAUCUGUCGUUCUACAGAAACCUGCUGGAAAAAGAAGAUCCGCUGUACUUUGCUGUGGGUCUCCUGCCCUGCUCUAGACUCUGGGUGUGGUUGAGUAAUAAUCUCAGCACACCUCCAACCAAUGCCUACUACACUUGGAAGGUGGAGAAUAUGGGCGGCCAUCCCGAGAAACACUACAGAGCUCUGCUGAACCAGUAUCUGGACACACCUGUAAAAGUGUCCAAGGCUAAUGCUAUAUUCCGUACACAGAUGCAGAAUGAGCAUGAUUUCUUCUUCUCAUCUUGAG
Messenger RNA from Rhinichthys klamathensis goyatoka, 696 nucleotides. RefSeq lists its product as uncharacterized. The record is from RefSeq and is a predicted model, not a curated record. The transcript has 3 exons. NCBI's taxonomy places the organism in Eukaryota, Metazoa, Chordata, Actinopteri, Cypriniformes, Leuciscidae. The coding region runs from base 24 to 695 and encodes 223 amino acids. Gene Ontology annotation, cellular component: cytosol.